AUGGGCGAUGGCUGGCUCUGGGUUACUGCACAUAGAACUGGGGAACAAGGAAUGAUUUUCAGAGAGUUAGUCGAGGAUCUAGACCCUUCCAUGAUCCGAACACUGUUUUCUCCUGGUUCCACCCUAACUGCACUAAAAGUGAAGCGGUCGACAU
This is a messenger RNA of Arctia plantaginis, 154 nucleotides long. Lineage: Eukaryota; Metazoa; Arthropoda; Insecta; Lepidoptera; Erebidae. The record is from the annotation of a GenBank genome assembly.